AUGACGAUGAUGAUGAUAGAGGCCAUGGCUGCGGCCUCAAGCAGCUCCCCACUCCUGAUUCAAUCCAUGGCCAACCAAAAAAAGCCAUCUUCCACCGCCACCAAAACUGUCUCCUCUUCUAAAAAGGCUGUAACUGUGUUCCCUUUGGGAGAACCAGGGCCGCGAACCACAGUGUCAGGAACUUCAUCGUCAGUGAAACUACUGACGAGGGUGGAACAGCUCCGCCUCCUAACAAAAGCCGAGAAAGCUGGGUUGCUAUCAGCAGCUGAGAAGUUCGGUUUGUCGCUGUCAACCAUCGAGCGAUUAGGGCUCCUUUCAAAAGCAGAAGAACUAGGGGUUCUUUCAGCUGCAACUGACCCUGCAACUGCUUCAACCCUGUCUACAGUCAGCAUAUUGCUGCUGUUUUUGGGACCUGCUUUUGUGUAUUUUGUGCCUGAGGACUACCCUUGGGAGGUGGCACUGCAGGUUGUGGUAGCUUUAGUUGCUGUUGUUGGUGGAUCUGCUGCUUUUGCAGCUUCAAAUCUCGUGUCCAAUUUGCAAAAAUCUAGUUAA
Oldenlandia corymbosa var. corymbosa is the source of this 552-nucleotide messenger RNA. Lineage: Eukaryota; Viridiplantae; Streptophyta; Magnoliopsida; Gentianales; Rubiaceae. The record is from the annotation of a GenBank genome assembly.